Molecule: messenger RNA, 1582 nt
Organism: Linepithema humile (Argentine ant)
Lineage: Eukaryota; Metazoa; Arthropoda; Insecta; Hymenoptera; Formicidae
Source: RefSeq, a predicted model, not a curated record
AUGAUGAUACUCGUUAAUCUUGUAUUGAUUGUUACGGCAGUAAUACUUUUCUUUAUAUAUGCCAGUCAGAAGGACAGCAUCGGUAUGAGAAAUCUGUUCGGCGUGAAGAACCCGGUCUGGAAGUACCUGCGCACCAAGAUCGCGCCCACGCUGACGAGGAACAAGCUGAGGCAGAUGUUCCCGCUGAUGAUGGAGAUCGGCACGCCGAUGAUGGAGUAUCUGGAGAAGCAGCCAGCGGUCCGCGGCAAUGCGAAGCUCGUGGACGUGCAGGAGCUCAGUUACAAGUACACGACCGAUUUGAUCGCGUCCGUCGCCUUCGGCACGAAAAUGGACACCUUUCACAAUCCGAACACGGAGUUCUCGUCCGGAGUUUACAAAUACUUUCACUCGUUCAAGAGGAUGGUCGCUCUGGUGACGGUGUUCUUCAUGCCCGAGCUGGUGGAGCUGAUCGGGACGAAGAUACUUUUUGACUUCUCCUUCGCGCGUAAGGUUUUCUGGAGCGCGAUGGAGAAUCGCGAAAAAACCGGCGAUAAACGAGGCGACUUCAUCGACUCGUUGCUCCAACUCAAGUACGGCGAACAGAAUCCUGUUUACAAAUUUGAAGGUGAAAAUCUGCUGCAUCAGUCCGGUACUUUAUUUUCCGGCUUCGAAUCGAGCAGUACCUGCAUGUCCUUCACCCUGAUGGAACUAGCGAAUUAUCCAGAGUGUCAGGACUUAGCCAGGCAGGACAUCAAUCAAGCAAUCGCCAAGCAUGGCUGGUCAUACGAAGCGUUCAACGAUAUGAAGUAUCUUGAUCAAGUGAUAGCCGAAGCUCUUAGACUGCAUCCACCAGUGUCCACCAUCGACAGAUACACUCGUCAAGAUUACAGAAUUUCUGGCACCGAUAUCAUUAUUGAGAAAGGAACACCGGUAUUUAUUUCUCUGUACGGACUCGGUGAAGAUCCGAAGUUUUGGCAUGCGCCGGAAGUAUUCAACCCUGACAGAUUCGCUGAGAAUAACUGCGACACGAGCGUUUACCUACCGUUCGGAUUAGGUCCCAGGAUGUGCGUAGGAAUGAAGGUGGGUCAGCUACACGCUAAAGUUGUCUUAGCGUUGCUUAUACACAAUUACGAAAUCUGGCAAACCCAGGAGCACAAGAGCGUUCUGGAUUCGCGAUCGACCUUGACGGCAGCGGGCAACGGGAUAAACUUAUACUUCAAGAAGAUUGUCCAAUAACGCGUCUAUCAAGUCUAUCGAGUAAACAUUUUUACUGCACGGAAAAAAAAAGUAGCUGCCAUAGCUAAAAACUGCGUGUGGUAACUAGAUUGCAGUCGUAAUAUAUGGACACCUAACAUCUUAGCUGUGAUAGCUAUUUCAUUUAGCUGAUAAAAUUUAGCUACCUGAUACACAAAGUUUAGCUACAGUAUAUAUUUUAGUUAGCAAUCAUACCAAAUAUAUUGUAGCAAUUAGUUGUAGCUGUACACUAUUUAUAUGUGGGAGACACAACUUUUGCUGUCGUUGCAAAUACUUUUGCUAUGGCGGCAAAACUAAUGCUGUAUCCAAAAUAUACUCUGUAACUAAAAAUGUAUCUAAGGUAGCUACA